AUGGAUCACGGCGGCCACAUGGGCCACGACAUGCCUGGCAUGGGCGGCGACGGGCCCAAGUGCAACAUGAACAUGUUGUUUACGUGGGACACGACCGACCUCUGCAUUGUCUUCCCCUCGUGGCAUAUCUCGGGCACCGGCUCACUCAUCUUUUCGCUACUCGCCGUAGUCCUGCUCACAGCUGGGUACGAAGCUAUCCGAGAAAUAUCAAGGCGCUAUGAGGCGUACUCAAAGGGUAUCAUGGAGGGACCCAGAGGGAGAAACGGAGGCGUUGGGCGUAGUGCCGAGCAGCAGAUGAAGAUGAUCAAGGCUGUCUUGUAUGCUGUGCAGGUUUUCUAUUCGUUCUUCAUCAUGCUGCUUUUCAUGACGUACAACGGUUGGAUUAUGCUUGCUGUCGCAGUGGGUGCAUUCGUCGGAUACCUGAUGUUCAGCCAGUCUUCGUCCACCAAGUCGGUCGCCUGUCACUAA
Alternaria postmessia is the source of this 468-nucleotide messenger RNA. RefSeq lists its product as uncharacterized. The transcript has 4 exons. The coding region runs from base 1 to 468 and encodes 155 amino acids. The record is from RefSeq and is a predicted model, not a curated record. Gene Ontology annotation, biological process: copper ion transmembrane transport. Gene Ontology annotation, cellular component: membrane. Gene Ontology annotation, molecular function: copper ion transmembrane transporter activity. Lineage: Eukaryota; Fungi; Ascomycota; Dothideomycetes; Pleosporales; Pleosporaceae.